UCAUAACAUGUCUGCAAAAGAUGUUCUUUUUUUCCAAUUUUUUUUUUUACAACCACUGACUCCACGUACAAUAAGUCCCAGCCCAUCUGAAUGUUUUCAUUGCAGCAGUAUUUAAAUCCAAUCCAAGGUCUCUCUCAUCCUCACUCUGCAGCGGAUUAUUCUUCCUCAACUCCUUCCUCACUUUCUGACACUCAUAAUGGCCACAGUUGGUAAGGUAAUCAAGUGCAAAGCAGCAGUGGCGUGGGGGCCCAACAAACCUUUGGUGAUGGAGGAGAUUGAGGUAGCCCCCCCCCAGGCCAAAGAGAUCCGCAUCAAGAUUGUUGCAACUGGGGUGUGCCACACGGACCUGUAUCAUCUUUUUGAGGGUAUGCAUAAAGAUGGCUUCCCAGCAGUCCUUGGCCAUGAGGGAGCCGGCAUCGUAGAGAGUGUCGGGCCAGGAGUCAUUGAAUUUCAACCAGGAGACAAGGUGAUUCCUCUGUUCGUCUCCCAGUGUAGAGAAUGUCGCUUCUGUAAAAGUCCCAAAUCCAACCAGUGUGAGAAAGGAUGGGCUGCUGAUCGUUAUGAUGUGAUGGCAUCAGCAGAAUCCAGGUUUACCUGUAAGGGGAAGAAGAUUCUGCAGUUCAUGGGAACCAGUACCUUCUCUGAGUACACUGUGGUUAACCAGAUGGCUGUGGCGAAGAUCGACCCCGCUGCCCCUCUGGACAAAGUCUGUCUCCUUGGAUGUGGGGUCUGCACAGGAUAUGGAGCCGCGGUUAAUACUGCCAAGGUGGAACCAGGCUCCACAUGUGCUGUGUUUGGCCUUGGAGCUGUGGGCUUGGCUGCAGUCAUGGGCUGCAAGGCUGCCGGAGCCAAGAAGAUUAUCGCUGUUGACAUCAAUCCAGAGAAGUCUGAGAAGGCCAAGGUGUUUGGAGCGACCGACUUUGUGAACCCCAAGGAUCACAGUAAACCCAUUAGCCAAGUGCUGUCUGAGAUGACCAACGGAGGAGUGGACUUCUCUCUGGAAUGUGUCGGGAAUGUGGGAGUCAUGCGCAGUGCCUUGGAGUCCUGUGUGAAAGGUUGGGGUGUCAGCGUGCUGGUUGGCUGGACGGACAUGUACGACGUUACUACCCGACCCAUUCAGCUCAUCGCUGGACGCACAUGGAAGGGCUCCCUGUUUGGAGGAUUUAAGGGUAAGGAUGGUGUUCCUCAGAUGGUUAAAGCCUAUCUGGACAAGAAGGUGAAGUUGGAUGAGUUCAUCACUCACAACAUGACUUUGGCCCAGGUUAAUGAUGCCAUUGAACUGAUGAAGCAAGGCAAAUGCAUCCGGACAGUCCUGAACGUUUCUCCACAGUAACAACGCUGUGUUGCUUUCAAUGACACAAAAAUCAUUUAAUGGCUUAAAGUUACGAUUAACUGAAUCCCAACUCAAUAUUCAUUCCCACAACGUAUGGAGAAAUAACACACAACACUAUGCAGUGGAUGAUGUGCAGUUUGUGAGAAGCAUGAACACUGUUUGCUAAACCUGGCAGGCAGUGUUAGAAUAAUAACUAUAUUAAAGUCCAACUGUAAUCAAAGUUCUUGUCUGCAACAGCUAUUUGUCUGUGUUUUCCUUUGAGAAAAAAUGUGAAUGGUUUUGAUCUUAUCAUCAAACUCAGCAAGACAGUGGACUAGCAUAGUUUCCAAUACGUUGACCUAUUCCUUUAAAGCCUGUUUUUCAACUUUUCUCUUAAGAAGUUAAUACAUCUUGAAAUCUAAUUAAAGCCUGGUGGUA
Molecule: messenger RNA, 1750 nt
Organism: Etheostoma cragini (Arkansas darter)
Lineage: Eukaryota; Metazoa; Chordata; Actinopteri; Perciformes; Percidae
Product: alcohol dehydrogenase 1
Exons: 9
Coding region: 197-1333 (378 amino acids)
Biological process (GO): formaldehyde catabolic process
Cellular component (GO): cytosol
Molecular function (GO): zinc ion binding; S-(hydroxymethyl)glutathione dehydrogenase [NAD(P)+] activity
Source: RefSeq, a predicted model, not a curated record